CUAUUAGGCAAGAAGUGAGAUCAGUUUAGGAGACCACAUGCACAGCCCUUACUUCUCGAUCAGUACUUCAUUCGAUUCCUUCGGUUUUGUUCAACAUGGACACGAACAAGGAGUUUCCCUAACCCUUGUUCGAUCGUCAUUAACCGACUAUAUCGAUAAGUUUUAGAUUAUAAGCAAAUUGUAUGCAAAUUACAUUUGACGGAAUCUAUGAUCGCUGCAAUUGUUACAUUUUUUGGAAGUAUCAGCACGAUUAGAACAAUAUUCCAAGCAUAGUAUUCUGACAAUAUCAAUUUCUCAUUGCAAAAUUAAUCUUUUCGGAAGGGGAAAUUAUUUGCUGAAAUGGAAAAUUACACAGAAUUUGAAGUUAAUGGUUCAAAUUCUACGAGUCUGGACAACGUAACGCCUGCCGUGUUUGUCAUAGGCGUCAUCGUUGCUGUCAUCAUCAUCCUUUUCGACGUCCUCAUCGUUGUGUGUAACAUCUUCAUGCUUGCUGUCCUACAUCAUCCACAGAUCCAGGACAUCGGAGAAGUAAAUAUUUUUCUUUUCCGAGUCAUGGCCAUUGUCGAUAUCUUUGGUGGACUGGCCAGCACUACCUUUCAGCUCUACUCCGAACCAAGUUUUUUCAACCGUCAAGAUGCACUUUCAGCUGAACUAUGUCUGAUUCUGCUCUUCUUCUGUUUCUACUCGGCUAACUUGUCAGUUUGGCUACAGUGUCUCAUCACCAUUAAUAAGUACCUUAUGGUGUCUCACCCCUUGCGUUAUCCGACCUUGGUAGACGUCAAACGCUCUGCCAUCACCUUAUCAGUCUGUGCUCUCAUCUCUCUCAACUGCGCCAGUUUCUUGCCGAUUCCGUCUUUCCCUUACACAGCCUCCGGCAUGUUCUUCUGUCGCGAUGGGAUCUUCGAACAUCCAAGUUUAUCCCUCGAUCUUGGGAUCCUAGUCGCAUGCAUCGCCUGUCCAGCCCUCAUCACCUCCCUACUCAACGUCCGUCUGCUAGCAAUAUCCAUAUCCUUCUCGAGGAAGGUCUGUGCACAGGAUGCAAUAACCAACGAAACGUCUUCUGCAGAUCAUCCAGGGAAUCAUCGACGACGACCGAAUUUUCGUGGUAUAAAGACCAUCAUCCUCCUCGUCAUCACUUCGUACUUCUACGUCAUUUUCAGUGCUCUGUUCGUUUUGACUCAUCCCCUUCUAUUAUCCGAAUUGCUACACAUUACGGUCGGUAACCUGCUUUAUUUGAUGUCGUUGAGCAGUUUUUGGUGGAAGCUCUUCGUGCUCAUUAUGACCAAUGAACGAUUUAGAAAUGUAGCUAAGAAAGUGUGGUCGGACUUCAAGAUGAAAUUCACACAAACUUAAUUGUUUCACAAAAUGAAUGUAAAGGACGGGCUGACUGUGCUUUUUAAUUGUCACUGUGGAAGGAACAAUCAUGUAGGUCGCAUUUUGUAAAAAAUUUCGUCAAUAAUUAUAAGGACGGUGAUCAGUGAAUAGUUGCUUUGCAAAAACUAUGGAUUCUCGUUAGACCUUCAUCAGUAGGGAGUGGUUUAACUAAAUAGGCUAGAACUGAUGUUGGGACAUAGACAUUAAUGUAAACGAUCUUAUUUACAUACGGAUUGGUUCCAUGGAAAUAAGAUAAUGUGCAUGUAUGAUAAAACAUUAUUCUAUUUUGUGCGUAAACGUUUAUGAAUAAAUAGGCAUGUACUGAUCGAUUUGACCGGCCAGUAAACUGUAUUUAAUAAUUGUUCAUUGAGAGAUAUUAUCAUCUUUAUUUGAGUAACCUCAAUGGCCACUCACAUCACAAUACGUCGUAUGUGAUGAUAGCCACAAGCUUUUAUACAUACAGGUAUAAAAUGGCACUUUUUCGAAAUAUUUCAUUAUGGUAAAUAGCAUACCCAAGCUAAUUACUUUAAACUGUUUUUCUGAUUGCAUGAGGAACAAAGUUGAAAUUUUACUCUAGUUUUAAAACUGUUUUAGUCCAAAAUCGAGUGUCGUUCAAUAAAACGAAAAAUAUACAAUAUCAGAGAAAACUUUCGAAACGUACAGUUUGGAAUAAUAUUUACUGUGCUGUCAUUCUAUUGUUGCUCGCUUCACUCACAAAGAAUCAUGUUCUUUAUAUGACUAUUGUUUAUUAUGAUUAUUAUUUUAGAUGCAUUCUGAUGUAGAUGUUAUUUUGGUGUAUUAAUCAAUGACGAUAGUACCACCCUAAAAUAUAAGGGCUCCGUCUUAACCAUGCGAGAAAGAAAAGAUAAUAAAAAUGCUAUAAUUAGGGUAGGUAUGGGGAAUUGGAGACCCUUAAGCACAUUUGCAUAAUUUACAUAAACAUGAAAAAUGUUACACAUACAGA
This is a messenger RNA of Strongylocentrotus purpuratus (purple sea urchin), 2338 nucleotides long. Its product is annotated as mu-type opioid receptor-like. The transcript has a single exon. Gene Ontology annotation, biological process: G protein-coupled receptor signaling pathway. The record is from RefSeq and is a predicted model, not a curated record. Gene Ontology annotation, molecular function: G protein-coupled receptor activity. Bases 340 to 1353 code for a protein of 337 amino acids. Lineage: Eukaryota; Metazoa; Echinodermata; Echinoidea; Camarodonta; Strongylocentrotidae. Gene Ontology annotation, cellular component: membrane.